Manihot esculenta (cassava) is the source of this 2049-nucleotide messenger RNA. RefSeq lists its product as uncharacterized. The record is from RefSeq and is a predicted model, not a curated record. The coding region runs from base 1 to 2049 and encodes 682 amino acids. The transcript has a single exon. NCBI's taxonomy places the organism in Eukaryota, Viridiplantae, Streptophyta, Magnoliopsida, Malpighiales, Euphorbiaceae.
AUGAAUCAAUCAUCAUCUUCAUCAAAACCCCAUAACCACGAAUCCUCCACAGGUUGCCCGGAAACCUUACCUGUCCAAAAGAAGAAGAAGAAGAAGCAACAACACCGACUGAGGUCUAGAAAUCCAUUUCAAGAUCUCAAUUUUGGUGCCGGCAUUGCUAGCUCCGGCAACGACAACCACUGUCAUGACAGUUGCAGCAAUGCUUCUUCUUUAUCCUCUAUUGAAGCUCCCAAGGGUUGCCUCAGAUUCUUUCUCUCUCACGCUUCUUCUUCUUCUAAAACCCCUUUUACUAGUACUAGUCAAAGACCCACUAAAGUAAAACUCCUUUCCUCUAAAACUCCUAAGUCUGCCCCUAGUGUCCGUCCGGCGAAGGAGAACGUGUCGAGGCGAACCAUUUUUCGUAAACCCAUUUCUCAGAAGUUGGAGAAAGUUACGGUGGACCUUCCUCAAUCUGGAAGAAAUCCCAGCUCGAGGUAUGUUUCGAAUUCGAAACUUUCUUCAGUUUUGGACGGUAGUGCUAGUCGUGAAAAUAAAUUGAAAUCUGGUUCUAGAGAGUUGAAACAGUUAGUAGUUGAUGGAGUUAGCGACUGCCAUGGAUCAAAGUCGACUCCUUUAAAUAAGGUGGCAUGUGGGUCGGGUUUGAAUCUGGCAGUUGAGAUUAAGGUCAGAAAUGAGGAUGGUGAUAAUGAUAGAUCAAAUACUAAGACUAAUGUUAACACAAACUCAACAAGUUGCAAUAGUAAGACGCCCCCAGUUCAGGCCUCAGUAUCUCCAGAGAUACAAUGCGGGUCAUCCAUGGUGCCUGCGACAACGAAAACAAUCACCCCAGUUUGUUAUGGUGCUGGACAUGUUCUGUCAGGGAUCACUGACAAGAGGAAGUGUAGGCCUAGAGGGAUACUCACUGUAGGAGAAGCUAAGCCUUUUGAUUGUUUUGAUAGUGAAGAUGAAUCUGAACAAGAGAAUGCUCCAGAGAUUGUGAAGAGUAUUCCCAUGUUGCCUUUGCCUGCUGAGGCAUCAAUGCGUUGGCUUUUAUCUCCCUGUAAUGAGGAUGAGGAUCAAAAAGAGAUUUCUGAGGGUGGUUCAUGUUGUAUUCGGAGGUUAAAGGAGAGUGCCAUACUCAAAUUUCCAACUUCACCUCUGCAUGGCAAUAAUGUGUUCUCACCACAUUUAUUCAGUAAUUGCUCUGAUAAAAGUGUUUAUACUAUCAGUGGUGGGAGCAAAACAAGGAGGGCAUCUUUGCUUUCCCCUAAGGGAGGACUUAUGGGGCCUCCUUUGUUUGAUAAUAAAGCUGAUUUAUGUUCGGAAGAAGGGAGGAAGAACUUCUUUGAACUUGAUGAAGAGAACUCCCCAUUGUCCGUAGAUUCCUUGGGUAGUGGAAAUGUAGUUCGAACCCCUCAAUCUGACUCUAGCUCAGAUAGACGAGUUGGCAUGUCCUGGUUAAAUAAAGAUGAUGUUAUAGUGACACAUAACUUUGAUUGUGAACUCAAUUCUGUAGCUCAGUAUCUUCAGAUGGCUAGCUUAUCUCCCAAGAGCCAUGUGUCAAUAUGGGAUCCAACCAGUUCAAGUUUUCAGUUUGAUUGUUUAGCUACACCUUCCAAUUCUGUUGAUCUUUUGCAGUUUCAGAAAAUCUUGGAUGAUCGGGCUUCUUGGUUUUCUAAUUCAACAAUGGAAAAUGUGUCACAAUCUCAAAUGAGGAUAUCAUGGAGGGAGGGAUUGGUUAGUCGGAUCUUUGAGAUGGAUGAAUUUGAUUCAUGCCGAUGCUUAUCAGAUGAAGAGGAUGAUGCCAAGGGCUGCAACGAUGACUGCUUAAAAUCUCUCUGGAGUCCUGAUCUCAAUUUUAAUGCAGGGAAUGAGAAGUUUUCAACUAAUGGUUCUGUAUCUACCAUGUUUGUGGACAGUGAACAUGUAAUUGAUGGAAAAGCAAAGGAGGGGCGUCCACCUCAGGUACCAUGUUCAUGUGCAGAGUCUAUAAGCACUGAUGGCGAUGGUCUUGUUCGUUCAGAGGAUUCAGAUUGGACCUUAUGCUACAAAAACCGAUUAUUUCAAUAA